This is a messenger RNA of Tuber aestivum (summer truffle), 699 nucleotides long. The record is from the annotation of a GenBank genome assembly. NCBI's taxonomy places the organism in Eukaryota, Fungi, Ascomycota, Pezizomycetes, Pezizales, Tuberaceae.
GACUACCAUCCAAAUAUUUUAUACCUAUGUACACUUCUAGUAGCAUGUCUGGUAGCCCCACAGCUGGACACUACCCAAAUUACAAAGAGUUAGGCCUGCUUCCUAGAAUUGCGCGUAUUGGGCCUCAUGAUUAACCUCCGCUCACUAGCUUCCUGUUUGACGGAACCGUCACAUUGCGCGUCGGACCUCAUCGCAGAAGCAUGGAGAUGCAUAAAAAACUCCUUGCGAGCAUAUCCCCCGAGCUCGACAAGCACGUCUACAACGACAUGAGAGAAGGGGCCGAGGGAAUGAUAUAUUUUCCGGACGAGGAGGUAGUUGCGCUUUCGCUUUUCAUCGAAUGGGCAUACACAGGAGAAUACGACCACGAUGAGUACGUGCCACUUUCCAGCACGGGAGAUUGCACAGAACAGAGGCGAGAUCCAUGGGCGAGCCUUCACAAACACCUUCAGCUCUGCGUAUUCUCAGAUAAAUUCAACAUACCCACCUUAAGGAAGCUCGCAGAAUCGGAAUUCUACGCCAGUAUCAACCCUAUCGUUCCUGAGAGCAAGGAAGAUGGCGCUGGCCUUGUUAUGGCGAUAGAUUAUGCAUACGGUAAUCUCCUCGACACAGAUCCGAUUGUGGGGUUUCUGGCGCAAUAUGCUUCUUGGAAGUUGGAGCUGCUACGGGAGACAGACGGUUUUGAGAAACUGAUUUUGGCUC